AAUGAUGUUGCGUUAAAUUAAAUUCAUUUAUUUAAAAAAUGAAAAACUUAAACCAAAGACAUUUCUAAAUUCAAAUUGCACUUCAAAUGAAAUGAAAAAGCAAUUAAAAUAACGAAGUGGUAAAAAAAAACAUAUAUAACCACCUUUCCAUUUACCGUCAGGCAAGUAUCAGUCUAUGACAACAGGCAGAAAAUUACUAAUACAAAUUAAGAUCUAAAAAUAAUUAUAAAUGUAAACAUAAUAAUUAUAAUGAUAAUAAUCACUAAAAUAUAAAUCAUGGUUCGAGAUGAACAUUUUUUUGUAUUAUUUUAUGAUUUAAUCACUGAUGUAUAGGCUAUAUAUAAAGUGACCCUGCAGAGUUGCGCUCACAACGAACUGCUCUGUGGAAAUAAAGCAAACUGAUCUCAGAUCACCUUCUGAGCUGAGAUGGUCUGAGGUCAUUUGCAGUAUUCUCAUAGAUGAUACUAUUCUUGCAAAAAAAAUAAAAAAAAAUAAAUUCAGAUGACCGAAACAAAGAGAGUGAGAACCCUUCACAUUUGCAUGUUCCACGAGACUGCACGCCUCUGAACAAACAGCACGUCAGACAUGCACAUAGCUUUUCUGUCAUCUGUUCUUAAAAAUAUAAUAAAGUGAGUUUCUUCAAGCACGUGUCUGUGUGUCUAACAGCAUUUCUUGUGUCAUUCCGAAUCCGAGACGUCUUACAAUUACCCACCAUGCACAUUAUAUUCGCUAACUGCAAUUAAACGUCUUCUGUCAGUGCACGUACUUUGCUGGUGUAAUUUGAUACGUUGGUAAAGAACAUCUGACUUUCAAUGCGUUAUUUAGGUUCAUUUAUCAUGGGUCACAAACUUCAUUAGGUAACUAUAUUUAAGGGUGUGUUCACACUUGUAGUUCGGUUCUCUUGGUCCGGACCAAAAAAUAAAAUGAUACAUUCGCUUAGUGUUCACACUGGCAUUUUUAACACUGAACCUAUAGAUACAAAACAAAAGGCAUAACGAUAAGGUCACAACCCGAUUGGACAGCUUUUAUGACAUAUAUUUUGCGACAGAACUUGCCGAACAUCCAAAACAAUGCUGGCUGCUGGGCUAAAUGCACUCGUUGGAUGUAUAUAUGGUGGUAUUUUUACCAGCUGAGAACAAAAGAGGAGUUAAUAAAAUGCGUAAGGAUUCAAAACAGCGCCGGGAAUUCCUUCAUUGUACACACAAAUGAAGAUAUGCUGCAAGGACGGCUGACGGCGGUUCCGACACCUGUACCGAACUAUAAUGGGCAACAUAGCUCCUAUGAUGAGAAGAACCAGGUAUGCUUGAGGAAAGGCUGAUGGAUGGAGCGAGGGAUCAGUAUGAGGAACAAUUGAAAGAGGUUUUUGAGAGUUUUGAUGGCAGUGGUUUGGGCUCUCUGUGUCCUGAGGAACUGACCGAUCUCUGCCGCACCCUUCAACUGGAGGAGAACACGCUGAAAACACUCGUACACACAUUACUGCAGGACCAGCUCAGUGAACGGGUGGAUUUUGAGCAGUUUAAAGAUGCGCUGAUUCUUGUGUUAUCGAGCACAAACACCAAUGAUCCACAGGAAUGUCCUGAACGACCAGAUUCCCCAGAGGUCCAGCCGCGCUUUGUGAAGGGCAGUAAACGUUAUGGCCGCCGCUCUGCUCCAGAGUUCAUACACACACACACAGAUCCAUACACACAGGCUGAAGAUGAGAAGGAUGAAGAUGCUCAAGACACUGAGAGGACUGUACCCAGGAAACGUGAGCGCUGGAACGCUGACGUUAGCAUUUCUGAAGAGUUUGAGGCAGAAGGUCAGCUGCACCUUUGGAACCCUGAUGAACCCAGCACACCAUGUAGCAAUGCAAUGCCACUCUGUGACUUGGAGGAGCGUUUCCAGAACGCUUGCCGUGAACUCUCUCUACCAAUGAAUGGCAUGGCCACACUGCAACAGCUACACACACUCUGCCAGCACACAGGCAUAGAGGUGGGUGAGGAUCUGUUCCAGUGUGCUGAUGAAAGCAUGAUGGACAUGCAGGAGUUUGUGUCGUACAUUAUAAACCACAGCAAACCACCCACACCAUCAGCUUCUACACCCUACAGACAAUUAAAGAGACUCCACUUAACUCAGUUUGAUGAAACUGGCCGUAGGAUCUCAUGUGCAUUGAGCAGUACAAUCGGUCUGCAGCUGUUUUCAGUUUUGGAUGAUGGAUCAGGUCAUGCUCCUACUGAAAUUCUGCUCUACAGAUGGAUGGAAGAGGGAGUCGACAAUAGCUCUGAGAUCCUGCAGGCUCUGGAUUUUAACCUGGAAGGCAAAGUGAAUCUGUCUGAGCUGACUCUUGCUCUAGAGAAUGAACUGCUGAGCUCUAAGAACGCAGUCCACCAGGCAGCGUUAGUGAGCUUUAAGGCAGAAAUCAGACAUCUGCUUGAGUGUCUUGACCUGGAAAGACGUGAGAAGGAGAGAAUUCGCUCUGAUCUAGACAAAGCAGAGAAGCUCAAGUCUCAGCUGGCAUCUGAAGUGGAUGACCACCAUGCUGCUAUUGAGCGCAAUAAUGAACUCAAUCUCAGGAAGUUGGAGCAGGAAUAUAAAGAGAGUAUGACAGCUCUGAGGGCAGAGCUAAGUAAAGAGGUGGAGCUUGUGCAGCAACAGUCCAAUCAGCAACGAGAAGAGCUGGAACAGGAAAUUGGGAAGAUGAGAGAUGAUGAAAAUGUCCUACGAGAACACCUAACGCUCACCAUUAAAGAGAACGGUCGUCUGGAAACUGAACUUCUCGAGAGCACAGAGAAACUGGUGGAGGCUGAAAACCAGAUUAACAAACUACAGAAAAACCUGGAUGGAGUUUUGAAAGAGAGGUUUGGCGAUUUGGAUCUAGACAGUGCUGAGUUUUACCAGCAAGAGGACCGUCUGAGACAGCUACGUAGGAACUAUGAGGAGCAGUGUAGGGAGUUGCAGGAUCGUAUAGAUGAGUUGGAAACUCAGUUGGAGGAAUAUCAAACUUUAGGCAGCAUCCCCUCAACCCGUCCUGAACAGAGUCUUUCUGAGGAACUGGCCAGAAAGAGCCCAGACCCAAGUUCUCAGAAGCGGCAGACAUUAAACAUGACUUUGGAGACGGAGAUGCUACUGGAGCAGCACCAAAGAGAGAUAGAAAACAUCAGGGCCAUGAUACAAGAAGAACAACACAGUGCAGAGGAGGCGAGGAGUUGUCUUUCCCUGCAGCACCAACAGGAGGUGCAGAUUUUGAGGGAGGAGAUGGCAAGAGAGCUAGAACGAGCAAACAGGCUGCAGCAGGAAGUGUCUGCCCUCCACACUCUCCACCAGCAGGAGCUCAGCUCUCUCAUGCAAGAGGUGCAGGACACUAGGAGCCGUGCAGAGCAGCUGAAGGAGCAGGUGGGAGUUCUGGAGGAGAAACGGACUGCUUAUGAGGAGCAGAGCAAAGCGCAUGCAGAGGAGAUCAGCCUGAUGGAAUUUAAGCACCAGAAGGCGCUAGAGGCAAGUCUGCAGCAGCAGAGAGAAAGACUGCAGGAAGAGAGGGAAAAGGAGGAGAGGAGGCUCACGGAGCAGUGGAAACAAGCGCUGGAACAUUUGCAGAGGAGCCAUGAGGAGGUUCUAAGUGCUCAGCUUGAGGAGGUUCAGCAGAAAACCAAACGGGAGUGUGUUGAGCUGGAAAAGAGGCUAAGGGAGGAGUGGGAACAGGAAAGGCAGAAGUUAGAGGAGGUCAGUAAGGAGGCGCUGCAGGCCGUACUGGAGGAGAGGAGAGAGAGAGAGAGGAAGCUUAGGCAGCAGUGGGAUGAGGAGCGUGCUUUAUUGGAGAAGAAGCAUCAUGCUAUUCUCCUACAGCAUUUAGAGGAGGAGCGGGAAUGCUUCCGUGCACAGCAGGAGGAGACCAAGAGCAUCAUGAUGGAGCACUGGUGUACAGAGAGAGCUCAGCUGGAGAAACAAAGUGAGGAGGCACUGCAGGCCAGUUUGAAGCAGGAAAGAGAGCGACUGCAAGCAGAGAGAGAAGAGCAAGAGAGGAGGUGGCAGCAGGUACUAAAUGAAGAGCAAAACCGGAUGGAGGAGGCACACAGGGAGGCCAUGCAGGAGCUAAGUGCCAAACACAGUAAAGAGAGAGAGAGACUCAGCAGCCUUCUGGAAAAAUUGCGCACUGACAUUGCAGAAGAGAGGAGUGAAGUUUGUCGUCUGGCGAAAGAAAACCUCAUUCUAAAGCACAAGAUCUCAACCAUCAGAGAGGAGGACUUGAGAGAGAACCAGGAGAACUUGCGACUUCAGCACAUCAAGCAGGGGAAGAGAACGGCACAGGCUUUUCGUAGACAGCUCUCAGAGCCACGCCGUCUUGGGCAGCAGCUGGAGGAGGAUAAUAUUUUAUUACAACAGACUGCAGAGCAUUUCUUUCGACAUACUGGCCAGGAAGUGAUGCGUCACCAUGACCAAAGCCCAGGCAAUGAGAUGAAUGGGUUCCAGUUGUUUGAUCGGGAUGAUUUUGUAUCCAGAACAGAGAAGGAACUGCUUAGAGCAGAACUGCAUCGGUGCAUAGAAAAGGUGAUGUCACUGGACUCCUCUUUACAGACGCUCACUCAGCAGAAUGCUCGUCUCAAAUCUGACCUACGCAUCACACAACAGGAAAGAGAUGCCCUCAAACAGGAAGUGAUUUCACUUCACAAACAAAUGCAAUCUGCCAAUGAGAAGUUGUUGGAGGUCUCUGUUGUGUCUUCUGGUCAGCAGCAGGGAAGGCGUGUGUGGGCGGAGCUUUCAUGCCUUAUGGAGGCGGAGCAUUCCUCAUUAACAGCUGAGAACCAGCAACUAAAGCGACAGAUGAGUGAGAUUUGCUCAGAGCUCCAAACAGCAAAGGAGCAGAUCCAUCAGCUAGAGGUGUUGAGUAUGAAACAUAGAGGGCUGGUGAGAACUGCAGAUCAAGAAAAAUCAGCCUUGAAACGUGAAAUGGAGUCUCUUCACACACAGCUGCUGUCAACACGGAACAAGGCUCAGCUGGCUGCAGUCUUGCCCUCAUCUCCUCUACAGUUGCCAGGGGAACAGAGGAGACAGCACCAUAGUGACGGCCCCAACUUCAACAUGAAGGAUGAGCGGGAGGUGACGCUUUUACAUAUGGAGGAGAGAAUGAGUGAGGUGGAGCUCAUGCUAAGAAACCUCAAACUGUUGCUACAGGAGAAAGUCUCUCAGCUGAAAGAACAGUUGACUAGAAACAGUGAAGCUGAUGUGUUAAUUAAAGACCUAUAUGUGGAGAACGCUCAGCUGCUGAAGGCCUUGGAGAAAACAGAGCAGCGUCAGAAAGUAGCAGAGAAGAAGAACUUCCUCCUGGAGGAGAAAAUUUCCAGUCUCAACAAGAUUGUCCGUGACCUUGGCCCUUCUCCGCUGACCCCUACACCCUACCACUUUACACACUCAUGAUUUGACACAUAAUUUUACAAUUGCACAAACUCACGCAAUGAACUACUUCUACUGUAUACAUGUAAACCCUAACUUUAAAAUUAAUGUCCAGUGCUUAGAAUGCCAGAAAUGCAUUCACACUUGUAUGUUUGGGAGGUGAUUUGCAUGAGAGCAACAAGAUGGUACAUUGUUUUAUUGCAUCAUGACAACUGCCUCUGCAGGUAAAAAAGAAAUCUAACCGAUCUGACUACUUGUAAUGGCUCUUGCAUAACAUAGCAUAGAGCAUUAAAGAAAAGCAUAAAAGCAGUUCAGUUGACCUGUGCACUAUAUUUUGAUUCUUUUGAAGCCACACAAUAUCUUUGUAUAAGGAAUGGACAGAAAUGGGAGUCAUUAUUUGCACACAUAAAAAUAAAAAAAUAAAAAUCUCCUCUGCCAUAGCUCCCAAAUCUAAUUCCUGCUCAGUUUUAUUUCUUGGUGAACUAUUCCUUAACUAUAUUAAGUUCAGUUAAAUGUUUUGUUUGUUUGCUUUUAUCAUUUGAUUUGGAUUUUUAUUUUAAGACUAUGCCAGUUUAUUACCAGUGAGUAUGAAACUCAAACUGCAAUUGGAAAGUUUUUCUAUCCGAAAUGGUGAAAUUCCUUAGAGAAGCUUAUCCUACAGGCAGCUGAGGCCCCUGGGUUCACUUACACAUCCAGCCACCUAUCAUUUCUUGAUUUUCAGUGAAAUGCAAAUAAGGUUGGUCAGUCUCUGCUUUUCAGAGAAGGGAAGUAAAAAAACAGUGUCUCACUAUUUAUUCUGUUCAUUUUUGUUUGUUAUAGUGAUUUUUUUUUUUUUCCCUCUGGGAUUGUUUGUAUAAUAUUUUUAACUUCAUAAUUUAAGGGAUAGUUCACCCAACAAUGAAAAUUCUCUCAUGCCAUCCCAGAUGUGUAUGACUUUUCAUCUUUUGUUCAACACAAAGAUUUUUAGAAAAAUAUCUUGGAAAAAAAAAAAUUUAAGCUCCAAAAAGCACACAAAGGCUGCAUGAAAUGAAUCCACAUGACUCCAGUGGUUUAAUCCAUGUCUUCAGAAGUUAUAUGAUUGGUGUGGGUGAGAAACAUCAAUAUUUAAGUCCAUUUUUACCAUAAAUUCUCCUUCCUGCCCAGUUGGUGGUGAUACGCACGAUUCAAAGAAUGCAAAUCACCAAAAACAAAAUAAGAGGAAAGUAAAAGGGGAGAUUGAUGGUAAAAUAAAAAAAAUAAAAAAAUGACUUAAAUAUUGAUCUGUUUCUCACCCACACCUAUCAUAUCGCUUCUGAAGAUAUGGAUUUAACUACUGGAGUCUUAUGGAUUACUUUUAUGCUGCCUUUAUGUGCGUUUGGAGCUUCAAAAUGUUGGUACCUUUGCCUUGUGAGGACCUACAGAGCUGAAAUAUUCUCUCAGAAAUCUUCGUUUGUGUUCAGCAGAAGAAAGUAAGUCAAACACAUCUGGGAUGGCAUGAGGGUGUGUAAAUGAUGAGACAAUUUUCAUUUUUGGGCUAACUAUUCCUCUAAGUAAUUUGUGGUGCCGGUUCUUAUAUAAAAUCACUUAAGUUUCAGCAGGACCUUGUACUGUUUAUUUUAUCUACCUAUGCAUCAUAUACUGUAAUCAUGUAUUAUGAGCACUGUGAAUAUGAAUAAUAGGGAGCCUAUUAAAAUAUUUAUGUGGAGUGAAAAAAACUCAGAGCUCAGAGAUGUCAGCAUCAUGGUAACUACAGUAGGCCUAUAAUUUGUGUGCGGAGAGGAAAAUUACUAGUUAUGGAGUUUCAUUUCAGUCGUCUCCCGCCGAGUGCUCGGUUUAUGAGUUUGGAUACUUACGCAUAAAGUAUUACAGGCAUUCAAGCAUUUUAAAAUUGCUUUGAAAUGUGUGUCCUUGAAUGUUUAGAAUUGUAACUGCCUUAGGUGAAGUAAGCUAUGCUUUACCACUGUUUGUGAUGGAAAUGACUUUAACUUAAAGUGUUAACUAUAUAACACUCAGUUGUAAGAACAAAUAUAAAAUACCUUAUCUUUUUUAAAACAAACAAAAAAAGUAAAUA
Messenger RNA from Myxocyprinus asiaticus (Chinese sucker), 7417 nucleotides. It is a transcript of the gene nin, whose product is annotated as ninein (GSK3B interacting protein). NCBI's taxonomy places the organism in Eukaryota, Metazoa, Chordata, Actinopteri, Cypriniformes, Catostomidae. The coding region runs from base 1300 to 5391 and encodes 1363 amino acids. The record is from RefSeq and is a predicted model, not a curated record. The transcript has 26 exons. Gene Ontology annotation, molecular function: calcium ion binding. Gene Ontology annotation, cellular component: centrosome; pericentriolar material; ciliary transition fiber. Gene Ontology annotation, biological process: centrosome-templated microtubule nucleation; centrosome localization; microtubule anchoring at centrosome.